This is a messenger RNA of Athene cunicularia (burrowing owl), 1257 nucleotides long. It is a transcript of the gene TXNL4A, whose product is annotated as thioredoxin like 4A. Gene Ontology annotation, cellular component: U5 snRNP; spliceosomal complex; U4/U6 x U5 tri-snRNP complex. NCBI's taxonomy places the organism in Eukaryota, Metazoa, Chordata, Aves, Strigiformes, Strigidae. The coding region runs from base 960 to 1175 and encodes 71 amino acids. The transcript is spliced from 3 exons. The record is from RefSeq and is a predicted model, not a curated record. Gene Ontology annotation, biological process: mRNA splicing, via spliceosome.
UGGUAGUAGGACUGCUGUGACUGAUAAUGCAGUAGUCGUUUUACAAUAAGAAUGUACAGUAACUUCAGAUUUCCAUUUGAAUAACUUGAAAAAUUACUUUCGAUUCUUAAAAAUGUUAAGAUCCUAAAAUGUACAGGAUGGUGUUGAUUAAUCUAUCAGUUAUAUUCGUGGAGGCACAUGAGUUUCAUGUGCUAAAUUAAAUUUUGGGAGCCAAAUUCUGAAGCUCUUUUCAGAUGGAAACUGAAUGCCUCCUGGCAGCUGAUCACUCACUUAAGAAAGAUAGAUACUGAGGAAAAAAUAGACUGUUAACAUACACAAUCAGCUAUAAUUUCUCUUUUCAUGUAUUUGGUAAAAGCUUUGCGUACUGAUAUAUGCAGACAGUUGACAGCUCUUCUUUAACUGAACCACGUUGAAAUGAAGCAAAAAAAUCUGAAGCAGAAAUGGGUAGAGAAACUUGGGUAGGAAAAGGAGUCAGCAAUCUUAAUGUAAAAUUGUGUGCGUACUGCAUAACUUGAUAUAGAGCUUUUUUCAUAGUGUACUCCUUUUAAUGUUACUUUUAAGUGAACUGCUAUUUCAAAAAUCCCUACAAGAGUUUUAUACCUAUAGCCAAAUGUUGAGACGUAUCAGAAUACAGUAAGGAGUUGUGACAUGGUUUAAUGUAGACAUUUUGUGUUUAACGUGGUGGGAGUGUCUUAUGCUCAGAUACUGUUAGUAUCAACUUUUGGCAGGAUGCUUGGCAAUUUGGCAGACAUAUUGGCAGUUAGGGGUGACUGGGGGAAGAAAGAACAAUGUAACUUCUUAUUUAAAAAUCUCCCUCUGCAGAAAUGGCAAAUUAAAGGGGAGAUCCUUCCUCAUCCUCUUGCUUACAAGCCAUGUUUGGAUCUCUGCUGUUUUAAAGAGUAAAAAACUUUGCUGUUAUUUAUCUUGUGGAUAUCACUGAAGUACCAGACUUCAACAAGAUGUACGAGUUGUAUGAUCCUUGUACCGUCAUGUUUUUCUUCAGGAACAAACACAUCAUGAUUGAUUUAGGUACAGGUAAUAACAACAAGAUCAACUGGGCAAUGGAAGAUAAGCAAGAGAUGAUUGACAUUAUAGAAACUGUUUAUAGAGGAGCCCGCAAAGGUCGAGGUUUGGUGGUAUCGCCAAAAGAUUAUUCCACUAAAUACAGAUACUGACGUUGCUUUGGGGCUUUUUUUUUAACCCUACAUUCACUUAAAUUUAUUCUUGUGUAUGUGUGUACAUAUAUAUAUAUUAAAA